AUCCAAUACCAAGAACAAAGACCCCUUUUUGGGGUGGCGGGAAGUCAAUUCAUCCCACCAAGGCGAAAAAAAAAAGCAGCCUCCAGUCUUUCAGAUCUAUUUUGUCUAUUUGUUUUGAUUCAAUUCAGGCUGUGCCAAACAAUCGCCGUAAACGAGCGACCAUGUCCGAGUUUCCUUGCACCCUCACCAUCGACGUGCCGUUCCCUACGGCCAGGCUAGCCAAAGUGGCACUUGGCUCGCUCAGUGUCGACAAGGAGCUUUCGCCAUCCGUGCAACGGGAGUUCUCCACAGUCUCUGCUUCCUCGGGUUCGUCCGAGGAGACGGUUCUGCGCACUGAGUACAGCGCUACAACGAACCGUAUGCUCCGCGUCGCCGUCAACUCUUUUAUGGAUAGCCUGAGCCUUGUAAUCGAGGUUAUGGAGCAGCUUGAUGCCGAUGUGUUGGAGGCUCAAACCAAGGCUCCAUGAAGGAGGGAAUUAAGGGGUUCAAUUUUGGUCAUUGGGUCAUUUGGAGGUUUGCUUUUAAAAAAUUUCCGGGUCCAACGAAAGAAAAGAAAAAAAAAACAAGAGUGCAGGAGGAUGCCCGAGGCAUCCAACGUGUUUAUUGUGCGGACAGUGCUAUUAAGCGAU
Molecule: messenger RNA, 629 nt
Organism: Pyricularia grisea
Lineage: Eukaryota; Fungi; Ascomycota; Sordariomycetes; Magnaporthales; Pyriculariaceae
Exons: 3
Coding region: 162-467 (101 amino acids)
Cellular component (GO): EKC/KEOPS complex
Source: RefSeq, a predicted model, not a curated record